This is a messenger RNA of Penicillium verhagenii, 2064 nucleotides long. RefSeq lists its product as uncharacterized. The record is from RefSeq and is a predicted model, not a curated record. The coding region runs from base 1 to 2064 and encodes 687 amino acids. The transcript has a single exon. NCBI's taxonomy places the organism in Eukaryota, Fungi, Ascomycota, Eurotiomycetes, Eurotiales, Aspergillaceae.
AUGCGAUUUUCCUCAUUGAUCGCCCCGCUGUUCUGCGGUCUUGCCGUGGCUGGAACAUGUCCCUACGCCGAAAGGGCUGAAAAGGCACGAUCCGCAUGUCCCUAUGCCGAGAAGGCCCGCUCCGAAGACUCGAGCUCGAGCUUCGUGCCCCGUGGUAUGCCUGUCGAGGGCAAGAAGGGUGUGAUGCUGAUGAACCGCAUUGCACCGGCUGUGUCACAGCUCUACGUCUCCAAUACCGAUGGCUCAGACGCACGUCUGCUUCUCGGAAAUGAGACCACAUUCGACUACCAUGCUCAAUGGUCGCCCGACGGCGAGUGGAUUGUAUUCACCAGUGAGCGUGCCGGUGACGGACAGUCGGAUCUGUACCGCGUUCGACCUGAUGGCACUGACUUGCAGCCCAUCUCCACCACUCCCCAUGUUGAGGAUGCGGGUGCAAUCUCGCCCAAUGGUAGCCUCGUCGCCUUUGCUGGCACCCUGAACAACCACAAGAGUAACAUCUGGAUCAAGAACUUGGAGACAGGUGCCCAAUGGAAUGUUACUAACACCACCGAGAUCGCCGGCGAUUGGACUUUGCCCGAUGGUCACUUCAGACCUGCUUGGUCACCGGAUGGGAACUGGUUGCUAUUUACCUCGGAUCGCAACACACCAUGGCGAGGACACAACAAUGUCAGCGGCUGGGAACACACUCAGGAACUUUCCAUCUAUGCCGUUCGCCCCGAUGGUAGUGAUUUCCGCCUUGUUGCCAACAAGACCGGUUACUGUCUAGGAUCACCAAAGUUUUCCCCCGACGGCAGCCGUGUGGUCUUCUAUGAAAUCACCACAGAGCUCACGUACUACGCGCGUGUCUCCGAGCCCGCCUUCUACGAUGUCAACACAGCCAUUGUUUCCGUUGACUUUGCCACGGGCAAGAACCGAAUCGUGCACUCCUCGGCCGACUCUGGCGGUAUCAAGAUCUUCCCCCAAUACGUUGAUAAAAACACUAUCGGUUAUCUCGUAAAGAGUAUCCUCACCAACGAAACAUACCCCGGCUCAAUCAACUUCACCACUGCCAGCGGGAAGGGCUCAGUGGCAUCCAACUACAGCAGUACAUCACUGGUCGGCCUCUACCGCUCUCCGUCCUGGUCGCCUGACGGAAGCAAGAUGGUCUACGAGCACGUUGAGUGGAAACCCAUCCGCUCAAUCGACAAGAAGCUCUACAGUUGGAACGAGGAUUGGGAGUACCGCUUCAGCGACGUUUUCCCCAGCUUGUCCAAAGACGGCCGUGUCGCAUACACAUCGCAGCAAACCGAGAACUCCUCCCUCGUCAUCAUGAACCCCGACGGCACGGAUCAGAAAGAUAUCUUCGAUGGCUCGCGCUUCCCAAGUCUCACAAGCGCAACCAACACCAACGGCACUUUCCAAGCCUCGUGGCGAAACGACAGUGAAGUUAUCGCCAUCGGCCUAGGUGACUGGUUCGAAUACCGCUAUGAAAGCCCCGGCUGGGUCUUCCUUGUCUCGGCAAACGGUAGCUGGACCCAGAAGUUGACCAACGGCAGCACCAACGCCGGUUUCCCUACCAUCUCUCCGGAUGGACGCUGGGUCGUCUGGCGCGAGUUUGACUACAAGAGCACUGAGGUUGAGCCUCUUGGUCUGCGGCGCAUGGACCUGAAGACCGGUGAGGUUAAGGCGCUUACCUGGGAAUGGGACAAUACCCCCAUGUUCUCGAAGGAUGGCACCAACCGUCUUGUCUUCACGCGCCGUACUAGCUGGCCGAUUUCCGGACCCCUUGAUGAUAACUAUGAUGUUAUGACUAUGAAUGUUGAUGGCAGCAACUUGAAGAGAUUGACCAGCUUGGGAUGUAACGAUGCGCAUGCUGGUUGGACGGCCGGUGGCAAAAUUAACUGGGCUUCGGGCAUGUUCGGAUUCCAAGAUGAAGCUGUCGUCUAUGAUAACAACCAGCAACCGUAUCCCUUCAUCAUGCAGAUGGAUGCCGAUGGAUCCAACGUGGAGGUGCUGACUGAGAGUCGGUGGGAGGACACUAUGCCUUUGUACAUUCCGAAUGACGUCUGGGCUGCUGACAAUUAA